UCCAAAUUGUCCGGGACGACCCGAACCUACUGAACCCGCAUUGACGCAACGUCACUGGAUCCUCUCUCUCGUAAUCUGCGUCUGCUUCUUCUACUCGCGUAAUAAAAUCAACUCCCUAACAUAUGGCAGCUCCAUCGUCGUCGUCACCGUCAACGAAGUCGAAGGGAUGGAUAAGCAAUCUCUCAUCGAUAGCAUCUUGCAUAUAUUUUAUGCUCAUCAUUCUACAGAUCCCUCUUUUCAGGAUUCCAUGCAGAGCUGGCAUGUGUUCGACUCCAAUCCAUGUUACAUCUUCCCAAUUGAUUGCAAGUGAGAUCUUCCCUGUUCCGGUUGUGAAAGCACUACUCUACCCAGGAGCCAUUGCAAACGGCAUUGUCACAAACAUUACUAUUCCGAGAUGGGAAGAUCUGUUAAACAUCUAUAACUUGACUACUGUGAAGGAAGCCUCGGCUGUAACUGAUCUCCAACGCUUGGAGGUCCUUGCAGGAAGCUACUUUUCCGUGGCAGGAGCCCUUCUCGGGGUUCUAAAACCUGGUAGGAUGAGCAUGUUUGGGACACUACUAAUAGUUUGGGGUCUUGUCAAGGAAGGAAUCCUGGGAAAGCCAGUAAAUACAGAUCCUGCAAGGGCUGUCUACGUCUACCCAACAAUGCUGAUUGCCUUGAUCUGUGCCUUUUCAUCUGUCAAGUAUGACUUGAAGAAACUUACGAACAAGCCCCCUCUUCGACCUGUUGCAAAGCCUCUGCAGAGCUCAUCAAAACCUAAGUUGAAAUGAUGAAAACCAAACCCAAAUUUUGUUCUUCUUUUGUUUUGUGGUUGAGUUGUAAUGUAUUGGCUGUCAUUGGAAAAAUAGAUGUUGUGGGUUCAUUUCUGUUGUGAUGAUUUGUGUCAGAUCUUACAAGAACUAGACAAUGACAAUAACUUCACUGAAUAGACUAAUAUGGGUUUCCCCCAAACUGGCAUAAA
This is a messenger RNA of Tripterygium wilfordii, 961 nucleotides long. RefSeq lists its product as uncharacterized. Bases 123 to 770 code for a protein of 215 amino acids. The record is from RefSeq and is a predicted model, not a curated record. The transcript has 3 exons. NCBI's taxonomy places the organism in Eukaryota, Viridiplantae, Streptophyta, Magnoliopsida, Celastrales, Celastraceae.